ACAAAAUUUCGAGCUCAUCUGCUAGAGUUUCCAUGGGGGAACCACUUAAAUUUAAUAUGAAUGAAUAUCUUGAAAAGAGGAAGCUCGAGUUAGCAGGUGACACCAUAGGCCUCGAAGAACUAGAGAAGAAGGUCCGUCAGCGUAUGGAAUCUGAGUUAGCUUCUGUUGCAAAACAGGAAAUUCCAACAACCAAGACGUCUACAUUGAAUACUGGUGGCGACGUGUCCGUCAACAAGUGUAAAAACGGAGUAGUAACUCAGAAAAGACAACAAGCUACUUCAUCGACUUCCAAGGUUAGUGGUAAUGUGACGACAAAUGAUGAGGAAAAGAAAGCUGCAGUUAAGAAUGAAAGGACAAUCGCUACUGCGACGUCAAAAUUAAAAAAUACUAGUAGUGGAAGUUUGCCUGUUAACAAAGAGAAGCAGGCUGGCUUAAACCAAAUAAAGUCAAAAUCCUCCUUAUCUGUACCAAAAGGGGUCACGGGAAUUUCUGCUGUAAUCAAUAAAGGAAAGCCAAUUUCAAAGGGUAUUGGCGGGAAUUUGAUUGCUAACAAAGUGAAGCAAUCUAUUCCCUUCCAUCUGGAAAAGCCAACAUCUUUGACAUCUACUUCAAAAAGUAUUGGCGGCAAUUUGCCUAAUAACAAGGGCAAACAAGCUGUUUAUCAAGGAAAGGUAACAUCUACUAGUGAUAAAUUGCAUCCUAAACAAGUUGCUAUUAAACAAGAAAAGACGAGAACAUUAUCAAGGUCGAGUAAUAAAAGUGCAAUCAAGUCGAUACCAAGAUUGCAAAUGUAUGUUGAGAGAUGGAAGUUAUCACGAGAAAAAGAUGGGAAAUAUAAGCCUUUGGAAUUAUUUUUGCCUUCAGAGAUUUUAAAUGAUAAGAAUUAUAUGCCUACCGUGGAACAAAUUGCAAGAGAAUUUGAAUUUGAGAGACUUCGAAGGCUUUUAGAGCAAGAUAAGGAAAAGUCGGACGGUGAUAAAAAACUUGAUCGUAAGAGAAUCGAACAUCUCAAUACACGAUUGGAAAUUGCAGCCUUCAGGAAUGAGAAAGGUCCUAAAAAGGAUGAGCAAAUCCGUGCUCAUAUAGCUUUUCUUAAUGAAAAAAAUUUUUUUAAAAAUAAGGUGACCCCGUUAGACGUCAUUGAGAAUCCUAAUCUUUUGAAAAAAGGUUUCGAACAAUUUCAAGAACAACAAAGAAAGAAGAGUCAAGAAAAGGGGUUACAGCGAAAAGAUAUAGAAAAGCAAUUGUUGGAAAGGAAAAGAGCUGGAGAAACAUGGGAACGUGAUUUGCAGCGGAAAGAAAAGUUUACGGAAGGAAGGAAAAUGGAAAAGAGAUCAGCAGAUAAAAGACGUCAUCAGGAGAGAGUUGUAGAAACGAAAAGACGUCAAGAAAAUUUUACAGAAGCAAGAAGAAAACUGGAAGUAGAAAAGGAACGGGCACGCAGACAAAAAUCGUCUGCUGAAACAGAAGGUCGAUUUAAGCGAGUAGUGGAUGAUACCUUACGCCCAGGUCAUCAUAACGUUCAAAAAAAAAGAAUUACGAAUGGGAAUGAAACCUUGCACAAGAAGAGAAAGUUUGAUGAACGUUCGGAGGCUACCUCCUCUUCUCGAGUAAAAAGAAGGAAUACUGGGAAUGACGAAUUCGAUAUUUAUAGAUUGGAUGAAGAAACGCUUAAGCAGAAUAUGUCCUCAAUCAUCCAUUCAUUAAUUCGCCCAGGGAGGCGACCCAUCCAUGGGAUGGUAGACGACAAUGAUGAUGACAUAAUGGAGGUAUCUGGGUAUCAAGUAUUGCGUGAGGAAGCACGCAGUUCCCGUCUCGCAAAACAAGAAGACGAGGAGGAAGAACGUUUAGAACAACAAAGACGCAUGAAAAAGAAGGACAAAAAAGUCAAACGUUAA
Messenger RNA from Funneliformis mosseae, 1898 nucleotides. Lineage: Eukaryota; Fungi; Glomeromycota; Glomeromycetes; Glomerales; Glomeraceae. The record is from the annotation of a GenBank genome assembly.